This is a messenger RNA of Closterium sp. Yama58-4, 2900 nucleotides long. The record is from the annotation of a GenBank genome assembly. NCBI's taxonomy places the organism in Eukaryota, Viridiplantae, Streptophyta, Zygnematophyceae, Desmidiales, Closteriaceae.
AUGGCGCGCUGGAUCGCCAAUGCUGGCCUGGCUGGUGUGCCGCUGACCCUUGCGACAAUUCGUGAGCAUGUUGCGAGCAUGGCGCGCAGCAUGUCUCUGCCGCCGACUUUCCGGUGCUCCAUCGGUUGGGUCCGCCGUGCCUUGCGCCGCCAGGGUGUCAAGUGCAUCGCGGCAUGUGGCGAGGCGGCCGACCAGGACCUCGCCGCCGUCCGUACGACUCGGGAGAAGCUCCCACAGCUCAUCAUGCACCUCUCCGUGAGGCCGCGCGACACCUACAACUUCGACGAAACUGCCCUCUACACUUCGGUGUUUCCUCGCAAGACGUACGGCGCUGGCCGUGUGGCUGGAAGGAAGGAGGUGAAAGAUCGCCUCACCGUCGGCUUUCUCGUCAACGCUGACGGCUCUCACUCCUUCCACCCCUUGGUGAUCUCCAAGGCGAAACGCCCCCACGACUUCCGCCCUAACUUCGAUCCGGAGGAGUUUUGCUUCUGGCGCAACACCGCCAAAGGCUGGAUGGCCUCACCGCUUUUCACCCUCUUCAUCGAGCAGCUGAACGCUGCCAUGUAUGCCGAGGAUCGGCAUAUUGUGAUUCUGCUCGACAACGCGAGCAGCCAUGUCCUCACCACGCGUGGCGCCACCUCCGAAGACCUUUUCGGGUUCCGCACGCGUUCUCUCUCGAACAUCCGCCUUGUGUAUCUCCCACCGAAUACCACCUGCUUCACCCAGCCACUCGAUCAGGGGCUCAUCGCCAUGGCAAAGGCGCGGUACCGGCAGCAUUGGCUCCGCGCCUUCACCGCCCGAUGGAAUGCGGAAGGAGCGACCUCGUGCGUGGCUUGCUUCAAGCCCAACAUCCGCGGCGUCAUUGCCUGGCUCAACAACGCGUGGAUGAACAUCGAGUUGCGCACCAUCCAGCGUUGUUGGUGGCGCACCGGCUGCCUCCCGCGCGCGUGGGCCAUGGACCUUCCUUACGUGGGCGACGACGCAGUCGGUGCGGGGCGAGCUGAGGACAUAGGCCUUGACGAGGAGAUCGGGGAUGUUGGCAUCCUCAUCGAUCGCCUCGGCCUCGGCUCAAGCGCAAUGCCGGCAGCGGCAUUGGUCGCCAUCGACGACAACCGGCCAACAUGCGCAGAGCCGGGCGAGGAUCCGCUCGCGACCGAGCCGCCAACCGCGCCUUCUGCGGAGAUGUGGGAAGCCCCCGCCACCAUGCAAGCCGUCUACGAAGACAGCAACCCCGAGACCCGCGAGGCACGGCGCUACGCUCGCGCGGCCUCCGAGAUGCUCAUCGGCUAUGCGAAGGCAACCGGCAUCACCCCGCGGGACUUGUGUGCGCUCUUCGACAUCCGCAACCCCAUCAUCAGGGCGCGUAUGGAGCGCGCCAGCCCGCCGAUUAAUCUCAACAUCACCCCGCCGCCUGCCAUGCCUGAGAGCGUGUCGCCACCGGCCGAGACACCUCGUCGCCGUGGCCGCGUACUGCCGGCAUGGACAACGGAGCCCACCCCAUCGGGGGUGACCCUGGCUCAGCGGGUGGCGCGCCGCCAGGAGCUGAUCGACGGUGGCGGGGUGUGUCAGUUCUGCGUGACUCGGGAGGGCCUCUCCGGGGAGAGGAGGCGGGAGAGAGCGGGACUGAGGCGGCGGUGGCCAGUGCGGGCGAGGCCGAUGGCACGUGAGCCUAAGCGCCUGUGCGCGCUGGCGCUGGCAUGGUGGCUCGCCUUCCUUGUCGCAACGCCCGUCGCGCCAGUCAACGCCGUGCCGCUCGAAGCCACACAAGUGCAAUUCUUGCAGGAGUGCCAGGCGGCAUGGGGCCAGAGCAUCCCGGGGUGGAGUGGUGCGAGUCCGGACUGCAGCAGUGCCACGGGCCUCACGUGCGACCCCUCCGGCAUGAUCGUGGCCCUGCAACUCCGGAACUACAAGCUGGGAGGGCAGAUUCCAAACUCCCUCAGCAACCUAAGGAAGGUCACCUAUCUGGAUCUCGCAAGCAACCAGCUGCCAGGCAGCAUCCCUGCCACCGUGACUGCGCUCAGCCUGCUGAAAUAUCUGUGGAUUUUCAACAAUACCCUCACCGGCUCUAUCCCGGCUGGCAUUGGCUCACUGACUAGCAUGCUCUCCUUUUCCCUCUCUACCAACCAGCUCACCAACUCCAUCCCCACUGACAUUGGCUUGCUAUCAAAGCUGGUAACCUUGGAUCUUUCGAGGAACCAACUUUCAGGCAGCAUUCCUUCUACUGUUAGUGCCCUUGCUCAGCUCACUCUCCUUUAUCUUUAUGAUAAUCAACUGACUGGCUCUAUCCCUGCGGAGGUUGGCUCAUUGAGGAAGUUGGUGCACUUGUCCCUUCUACGUAACCAGCUCACGGGCUCAAUCCCUGCAGAGAUUGGCUCAUUAUCUCUUCUGAAAUACCUGUCCCUUAGGAGUAAUCAGCUCACGGGUUCCAUCCCUGCGGAAAUUGGAUCAGUACCAUCUCUCUUAUCACUCACUCUCGAAGCCAACAUGUUGUCAGGAUCUGUGCCCUCCUCGAUCACAAAGCUCACUGGUCUUUCUUUCUUUUCCCUCUCUACCAACCAGCUCACCAACUCCAUCCCCACUGACAUUGGCUUGCUAUCAAAGCUGGUAACCUUGGAUCUUUCGAGGAACCAACUUUCAGGCAGCAUUCCUUCUACUGUUAGUGCCCUUGCUCAGCUCACUCUCCUUUAUCUUUAUGAUAAUCAACUGACUGGCUCUAUCCCUGCGGAGGUUGGCUCAUUGAGGAAGUUGGUGCACUUGUCCCUUCUACGUAACCAGCUCACGGGCUCAAUCCCUGCAGAGAUUGGCUCAUUAUCUCUUCUGAAAUACCUGUCCCUUAGGAGUAAUCAGCUCACGGGUUCCAUCCCUGCGGAAAUUGGAUCAGUACCAUCUCUCUUAUCACU